ACCGGUGGAGGAGCCGAGGUGAUCUGCCCUCUGCACGACCCCGAUGGAAGGCCCUGCGGAAAGCGGUGCAGUGGAGCCAAGCCCUACCGUUCAAUACAGGAGCACAUUCGACGUGCGCACCCUGAUCGGUACAUCGCGGGAUUGCCGGCGAACGAGGAGAGCUUUCAGGCCAUGGUCAACACCGAG
Cryphonectria parasitica EP155 is the source of this 186-nucleotide messenger RNA. RefSeq lists its product as uncharacterized. The transcript has a single exon. The annotation marks the transcript as partial. Lineage: Eukaryota; Fungi; Ascomycota; Sordariomycetes; Diaporthales; Cryphonectriaceae. The record is from RefSeq and is a predicted model, not a curated record.